Molecule: messenger RNA, 1219 nt
Organism: Aspergillus ibericus CBS 121593
Lineage: Eukaryota; Fungi; Ascomycota; Eurotiomycetes; Eurotiales; Aspergillaceae
Gene: pre8
Product: proteasome core particle subunit alpha 2
Exons: 5
Coding region: 130-969 (279 amino acids)
Biological process (GO): ubiquitin-dependent protein catabolic process
Cellular component (GO): proteasome core complex; proteasome core complex, alpha-subunit complex
Source: RefSeq, a predicted model, not a curated record
CCUGCUGUCCUGAGGGUAGCUCCAUUCUCGAUCCCCCCCACGACCUCAUCCCAUCUUCAUUCACCUUCAUCCAUCGCCUACCCACAUUCCCAUCCCCACUGGAGCUUGUCAAAGUGAAAACACGCAUCCAUGGCUGAUCGCUACUCCUUCUCUCUGACCACGUUCUCCCCUAGUGGAAAGCUGGUACAGAUCGAAUAUGCCUUGAACGCUGUCAACCAGGGUGUGACUGCUCUGGGUAUCAAAGCAACCAACGGGAUUGUCCUUGCCACCGAAAAGAAAUCCUCCUCUCCGCUUAUUGACCCGCCUUCCCUCUCCAAGAUCUCCCUGAUCACCCCCGACAUCGGCAUGGUCUAUGCAGGAAUGGGCCCAGACUACCGUGUGCUCGUUGACCGGGCACGUAAGGUUUCUCACACUGGUUACAAGCGCAUCUACAACGAAUACCCUCCUACUCGUAUAUUAGUGCAGGAUGUUGCCCGCGUCGUGCAAGAGGCGACGCAGUCUGGUGGUGUCCGACCGUACGGUGUCAGCUUGUUGAUCGCCGGCUGGGAUGAGGGCGUCGAGCCUGAAUCGGGAGAGGCUCAGCGGGGCGAUGACGAGGACGAGCCCAAGAAGGCAACCGGAAAGACGGGUGGUAUUCUGAAGGGCGGACCCAGUCUGUAUCAAGUCGACCCCAGUGGCAGUUACUACCCAUGGAAGGCCACAGCCAUUGGAAAGCACGCGACGAGCGCAAAGACAUUCCUUGAAAAGCGUUACACUGAGGGUCUCGAGUUGGAAGAUGCCAUCCACAUUGCUCUUCUGACCCUGAAGGAAACUAUUGAGGGGGAGAUGAAUGGUGAUACGAUAGAAAUUGGCAUUGUUGGUCCUCCUGCCGAUCAUCUGCUCGGCUAUGAAGGCGUCGAGGGCUCGCGCGGACCCCGUUUCAGGAAGUUGAGCAAGGAGGAGAUUGAGGACUACCUCACCAACCUAUGAAAUGUCCCUACGAUACAAAUCUUGACAUACGGAGCCUUGUAGUAUAAUAGACAUGUCUCACGUCUUGCGAGGUUCUCAUGAUAUAACAGCGUGUCCCGCCAACCCGGAAACUUGGAGGCUGCAUGGAUGGUUUCCAGGGUCGAACCGGGGACCUGGCGAAUUGUUAGUUGGGCGGUUCUAGACUCGCCAGUAAUACUUCAAAACCUGAUUCGGAAUGAAUGCUCUUGUCAAUGAGAUUGAAUGACUGCCA